This is a messenger RNA of Physcomitrium patens, 3105 nucleotides long. Lineage: Eukaryota; Viridiplantae; Streptophyta; Bryopsida; Funariales; Funariaceae. The record is from RefSeq and is a predicted model, not a curated record.
GACACGAUCUUCACUGAUUAAUGUCACCUCGCCGGUACUUGUGUCUAUUCAUGUUAGACCAAAUAACCUCCAUCACAUUUCGCUGUAGAAAACACUUCGGUUCGCACAUUCUGCAAGCAGACCGAUGGUCAGAGGAGACGCUGCUGUGCAAUGCUUCAAGUUUUGGUGCUGCCAGUGGCAGGCGCAACAGUUGCUGCUCCACGCAUGACGGUAAACAAACACCACCAGCAUGCUUUUGCUUCCAACAACGACCGCAGGAUCUUCAAACUUCGACAGGGGGAGUCUGGUUUUCGACAGUUCUGCAAAUUGACAGUCCGAGGAGACAAAAUCAUCGGAACCGAAAUUCUGGUAUCAGGACUAGUGAAAGUCGCAGUAGCCCUGUGCAUAUGAGUUACCGUUUGCUUCCCAACACGGCCAAGUACAUUCAAAUGAUCCUUCUCUUCGUUAGCUUCUCUGACGAAGACUACUUUCUCGUUUACCCGGCAUAGUGGGUUCACAUCCACGAUCGGCUAAUGCUUCAGUGACUCACGCCGCGCUUAAAAAGGCUGGGUGCAUUCCAUGGUUCGCUAUAGCCGAUCCGCACUAAGAAGUGUCCGGGAAGAUAACUGUCUCCAUACGCCCAACUUGGAUAUUCUACACUCAACUCCGAUGACCUCUGCGCGCUUCGGAGUGCCCACUAUCUUCACCCAAUUCAUUCAAUGCAAGUUACUCCUCCCAAGGAUCGGAAACAGUUGUGUGGAGCCCAAUCAACAGUGUUUUCAUGAGCGUUUGGACGAGUGUCUUCUAUCCCACCGAGUAGUCAAGCAGUUGUGAUUUGAGAAGAGAAAUAUAUACGCUGGGAGUCUGCAUUGCACUUCUUCCCCGAAAAUCCCAGAUAAUUAUGCCUUGUGAUUGUCGAAAUUGAACAUGAGAAUCUAUAAGCCUGGGACACGCACGGGAGGCAGAUGCUGUACAAGGACCUUGUUCGUCACGAACUGCGUCGUAAUAGUAUGCAAUACUUUGAGCGUAGUGUAUUAUGUUUAUGAAUCCGUUGUUAAUCCCGCCCUACAGCAACAUGAGCCCAGCACUCCCCAGUUGUUCCCCAAGAAAAUCGGUUCGUCUCUUUUAUCACUCGGCUCAGUGGUAUGAAAACCUUUCGCACCUCCCAAUCACUGCUCUUAGACAGAUGCAGGAUUUGCAAGUUUCCAAUCCUCAUCUACGUUGGAAUUAUCACCUAGAGAACUGGACAUCUUGUGGUAAAAUCUCGUUAGCCCUUAGAAGCUGUUUGGGAAUAAGUUGAAAUUUUGAUUCAAUGAGUGUUUUGUUUAUUGAUUGUGGCAGUCACCACUCUCCUCCCAAACCUCCAAGAUUAGGUUCUACAUACAAGGCACGUCGUUGCGAGGAAGUGAGGUCCGCCGGUUUUGGUCUGACCAAAAUUGCUUUAGGUUGGGGGCUACAAUUCAAACUCUUUCACAAAGCCUUGUAUUUUAGGUUCAUUCGCCAAAAAACUUCAGUUAGCAGUCACAAAGAUGACUUGUGUAUAUGUAAUAAUCCUAACUAAAGUAAGCCUGCGGCCACAGUAGUUUCAUUUGCAAGGGGCCUUGCUUUUUCUGUAAGCGGUAAAACAGGGCAAUCGAUUUUGGACGAAACCCCAAGAGCAGCCUGUUGUAAGGUGAAAGUAUACCACACGGCCAACUUCACGAGAUGUAAUUACGCCCUCAGCUACUGCAAUUCGUCUGAGACUAUGGUCUAUGGGGAACCCUUGCCUCCCUCUCUCGCGGCACAAAUUCAACCCUGGACUAACAGUCCAGAGAAGAAUUGAAAUGGUUCUGGCAAACUUCACCGUCGUGUCCGAUGCUACCGUUUGAUCGACAAGACUUCUGCAAACGAAUAGAGCGAGGACAGCAUUUGUUGAUCUCCAGAGACUCCAUCAACUACCAGCUCUUCAUCACGUUCCACAACUUCUUACGAUCUGAACUUUCAGAAAUCCAAUACCCUUUCCACGGGGUUGGAUUUGAACCGGUUUGUAAGGACGUGCUGGGAGGCGAGGGGUUCAACCUAGCGUGGGUUUGUAGCCCUUUGUUGAACACCACCGAGGUCACGCAUUACAUCGAGGAGUGGAAAAUCGAGAUCAUCUUCAUGAACCGAGGUGCCUGGUUCCGUUCAGAUUCUUCCUUCUUCAAUGAGCUCAAAGAGAUCGCCAAAGUGCUGCAAAUGCGGUACCCGCACUUGUUGGUCUUUUACCGCAACUCAUUUCCAGGUCACAAGGGUUGCGUAGAUCUACACAAGCCACUGAAGCAACCGCAAGAUAAGAGUUCUUUGCCGUAUCAUUGGGGAGAGUUUGCGAGGCAGAACGAAUUGGCCAAGAGGACAGUCCACAGAGCGCACUUCAUUUUUCUGGAUCCGGACACCAUGCUCAGCUUGUGACCCGAAGGCCACAUGGGACCGCCAAGAGAUUGCUUACAUUACUCCAUUCCUGGACCACUAGACUUUGUCCUCUAUUUGUUCUACAACACAUUACUGCUUCUGUAAAGUGAAAGAUUUCGCAGGAAGUGGGAUAAGGAACAUGUAUAAGGGCUCAAAUAACCCUGAAAUUGAAAAAUUGUAGCGUACGCAGCAACGCAGCAACGGAGAGGCGAUGCCUGGCGAGCGUGGUAGUCACGGUUUGUGGGCAAAGCAGCAGCGUGACACGAACCAACCGCGGGGAGCGCGACGCCGUGGCUCCGUCCGUCCGACCUGCCUGGCAACUUCAACGAUGCCUACCCAGCCUGGGCCUGCCCUGCCCUAACUGCUGCUGCUUCUGCUGCUUCUUCUGCUUCAUGCGUACAAUUUCACAUCUUCAGUUUCUCAAUGCUGUCGUUAUCCGAAAGUAAAUUCUCAAAAUCAUUACGCACAAUACUAUUACGGAAUCCACAUUGCAUCGACUUCUACUGGUGAUUGUGAUAAUAAAAUCAUCGUUGCCGUUAACUCUUAUCCAAAAAUAUCCAGGUUCAGCCCUGAAAGCUGAAGAAUGACAAACUAUUAAAAGUGAAUAGAGCAAACAGUUCUCAGUGGAAACAGAGUACCAUCGUGAUUUAUGAUCAUGUUGUCUCGACUGCCAGAGCUAAGGACAGCGCUAUUCCAUGA